AUGAUGUUAACCUUAACUCAUGUUGGAUUUAAAAAAGGUGACACGAUUCCAUGUUAUUGGGUGUUAACACGUUCAGUUCUUUCAUUAUAUUCAAGCAAAGAAAGCUAUAAUGAUAUGAAACCUCCUAUCAAUUCUUUUAUGCUAGAAGAAAUUGAAACUGUUACCAUUGAAAAACUAACACCUUCAAUUAAUGUAUUAAUUGUUAAAGACAAAGACGAAACAGUUGAGUUAUUAGGGAGUGAAUCAUUAUUAAAUAAUUGGAUUAAUCAAAUCAAUAUUCUUAUGACUCAAGCUCAAUUGACUAAGUCAUCUAAAGUUAUAAACCAAAACGAAAAUAGUUAUGAAUAUUUUCCUAACCUCAUCAAUUAUAGUUAUAUGGUUUUUAUUUCUUUUUCAUCUAUUCAACUUGAAGAAAUAUCUUCUUAUUAUUUACUUUGUUUUAACCCCACACAAAAAUUUAAAGUGGAAGUGUCUCCUAGUGGUGUAAAGAAAGAUAAAAAAAUAAUAUUUCCAAUUGAAAAGACAUGUUAUAUCUUAUUGUCAUCAUAUCUUUUUAUUACGCUAAUCAAAAAAAUCUCAACAAAAAAAGAAGAAAAAAUAGCAGAAGCUAUUAUCCAUUUGUCCUCAAUUCCAAAAAAUGUUGUUUAUUUAUCACAAAUUAAAUUAGAACAAAACUCAAUGGAGAUUGGUGAACUUCAAUUCUCAGUGGACAUAAAAAAGAACUUAGUUAACGUGAUUGAGUCACCAGAUAUUCUUCAACACAAAAUAACUAAACAAGAUUAUUGUUAUAAUGCAGGAAGAAAAAGUUAUUAUAUUCUUCAUAAAGAAAUCACUAAAAAUAAAGAAGAAUUUAAAGGAAUUAUUUCUGGAAUUGGAAAAAUAGAACAUGUGCCAUUCAACCUUGAUUUAGAAGACUAUUUUAUGAAAGAGAAAGUCACAACAGAAAGUUUUGAAAAUAUCCCAUUAAGUGGAACUAUAACUCAGCAAUACCCAAAAGAUGAACGAUUAUUAGAUGAGUUAUGGAUGUUUUGUUUUCCUAAUGGAAUGAAGGCAAGUCAAUGCAAAAGACCUUUUGAAAAAAGAAUUUUUGAAAUAACAAAUUCAAAAGGAAAAGAGCGAUAUGGUUUUGCUUUUAUUAUUGAUAGAAAGAUUAAUGCCAAUGAAAUAAAGGAAAUUAAUAAAUGGAUUGAAAUAACAGAUGAAUGGUAUAUUCCAGAAGCAAUAUUUAUUGUCAGUGAAGAACAAUUAUUUGAAGAAAUGAAUGAUUGGUUACAAAGUAUUAUUGAAAACACUGAAAGUAGAGAAGAACAAUUUGCUCAAUUGUAUAUAACCCCACAAAUAAAGUAUGGGGAACAUAAAGAAAUUAAAAUAAAUGAAAAGAAAAUGAUUAUUGAAAAAGAGUAUAAAGGAGAUAUUAAAGAAACAGAAUUAGAAUUAUCAGAGUUAUUCUACCACUUUAGAAUCUCAGAAAUCAUUGACAUUUGGAGUGAAAUUAUUUUAUGUGAAAGAAUUAUAUUUACUUGUAAGAAUUACAAUACUCUUGUAAAAACAAUUGAAAUGUUUAAAAUUUUACUUUUUCCAUUAGAAUGGGUUUGUAUUUCAAUUGCAUUACUUCCUCGAAUUUUAAUUAAUCAACUAACAUCUCCAUUCCCUUAUAUAAUAGGAGUCCCUGGUGAAUAUUUCAAAGAAGCAGAAGAAAUAAUCAAAAACGAAGAUGUUAUCAUUGUAGAUAUUGAUAAAGGAAGUAUAGAAGUAAUGAAAAAAAAGAAAGAAAUUAUCAAAUUACCAACAACAAUUAGAACAAUAUUGACAAGUGAUAGUGAAUGGUGUUUAAACCAACUUAUUGAGAAAAAAUUAACUAAAAGAAUUUUCAAUGAAUAUAUCCAAUUAUGCUUUGUUAAAGGAAUAAGUUUAUUAAUGAAAGGAUAUGAAGAGCAUCUUGGAAUAAUGAAAAUUACAGAAAAUGAUAAUGUCUGUUUAUUUGAAGAUGAAUUUAUUAGAGAAAGAAGUAUAGAUGAACAUAACUUUUUAAAAGAAAUGAUAAAAACACAAAAUGUAGUAUAUUAUAUUGAAAAUACUUUAAAGAAUGUUGUAAAUAUUUGUAAUGAAUUUAUUGAUAAAAAUUUAUAUUUAUUACCAAUUAAACAAAUUAUUCAAAAAUAUGGAAAAAAUGAACAAAAUUUAUUUCAACCAUUAUUAUUGGAACCAAAAGAUGAGAAAUUAUUUGAAAAAAGCAUUGUUGAAUGGAAGAUUAAUAGUAAUAUAAUAAAUAAUAUUAUUACAAAAAAGAUGAAAAGUUCAGAAGAACAAAAUAAUGAUAAACAGAUACAAUGGAAAGGCGAUAUUCAUAAAAUCCAUAUAAUUAAAGAGAAUAUUACUAUUAAAGGUUAUUCUUAUAUUUCAUCAUUUAUUCAAAGACAUAAUCAUGCAAAAAAUAAUGAAUUUAAAUUGGAUGAAUUUAAAAAUUGGGUUGAUAAAAAGAAUGAUAGAACCCAAUUUUUAUUAACAUUCAACAAACGCAAGAAAGAAUUAAAUAAAAUAAGAGAAACUAUUAACUUGAGAGAAACAGAACUAAAUGAAAUUUUAACUAUAUUAAAUUACUCAAGUCUAAAAAGUGAGACUGAACAAGACGAUGAGUCAAUAAGUUGUAUUAUUAUGCUAUGUGAAGGAAUGAGUUAUGGAAAUGGAUGUAAUGAUUUACUCCAAAAAAUCAUAAAAAGAGAUAUAAUGUAUCAAUUUAAAGUAUGGAAUAGAGUUGCUAAGAAAAUGAUUAACAAUUCUAAAAAAGAUAUUAGUGGAUAUAAUGGAUUAUUUACAUUAAACCAAAUUAGAAGUGAUAAAGAGAAGUAUCAAGAAUUUUCUGAUAAGGAAUAUGAUAAAACUAUUAGUACGAUUCAUUCAUUAGUUAAGAUGAUGUUAUCUAUCAAAACCCCAAAAAACAUUAUUAACAAAUUAUGUGAAAAUUGUUAUGCAGUAUUGUAUUUAACUGAGUCUCAACGUAAAGAAGUAAAUACUCUUGUAUCAAAUAUAACUGAAAUUUAUUAA
This is a messenger RNA of Entamoeba nuttalli P19, 3045 nucleotides long. RefSeq names its product DENN (AEX-3) domain containing protein. NCBI's taxonomy places the organism in Eukaryota, Evosea, Mastigamoebida, Endamoebidae. The record is from RefSeq and is a predicted model, not a curated record. Gene Ontology annotation, cellular component: cytoplasmic vesicle. The transcript has a single exon. The coding region runs from base 1 to 3045 and encodes 1014 amino acids. Gene Ontology annotation, biological process: regulation of Rab protein signal transduction.